AUGUUAAUAAAAGGCCAUUAUUUAUGGUCCUUAUAUUAGGGUUCAACCAACUAGUCAAGUAGCCAUAUAUUUUACUUCCUUCACAAUAACCACCGCCCUUCUCAUUUAUAAGACCAUACCACCACACCCCAAUUCAUUCUAACCCCAAUACAACUUUCAGAAAUUUCAAGAAAGCCAUACUCUAGUACUUGAUCUAUUCAAUAAUUUCCCAAUAGAUCAGGAAACCAAAAGCAAAUUGAAAAUGCUUUCUAACCCACAAAAAUCACCAUCUUUUCUACUAGAUAGAGUCAUAACACCCGCAACAAAUACUGGCGGAUGUGGUACAAAAGUACCGUUUCAAUCCGCUAGUAUACAGGUACCGGACUCUGUAGCCCGGUACCACACACAACAGCUGGUUGAUCCCAACCAGUGUUGUUCAGCCGUCAUCCAACAGAUCAACGCACCAAUUUCUACCGUUUGGUCCGUUCUCCGUCGUUUUGACAACCCACAAGCAUACAAACAUUUUGUCAAAAGCUGCCACGUCAUCGUCGGUAAUGGUGACGUAGGAACAUUAAGAGAAAUCCAUGUCAUUUCAGGCUUACCUGCAGCUCGUUCAACCGAACGUCUAGAGAUACUAGACGAUGAACGCCACGUCAUCAGCUUUAGUGUAGUCGACGGUGAUCACCGGCUAGCCAACUACCGGUCGGUGACCACCCUCCACCCUACACCGGCCGGAAAUGGGACAGUUGUGGUGGAGUCAUAUGUUGUUGAUACACCACCAGGGAAUACUAAAGAAGAAACAUGUGUGUUUGUUGAUACUAUUGUGAAAUGUAACCUUCAAUCUUUAGCUCAGAUCGCCGAGACUAAAGUACUUCAGCGAAACUGAUUAAGUUCAUACACACGUGAAACGUUAUAUCGAAUUUUCAAGAUUUAUUAAACUUGAAGAUACCCAUCUUGGAAUCAAAGUACAAAAUUGUCGUUUUUCAAUCGAAGACAGUCAAAAGGGGGUUGAUGCUAUUGAAGAAUCUUAGACCCGAUCAAUCAAGAAAAACCUUUUAUUUUUUAUGAAAAUUUUGUUGGUGUAGAUUUCCAUCAUCAAAGUUUUUGUGAAACUAAUUUCUUUUUUUUUAAGGUUUUAUUGAUAGAUUUGGUUAAGAAGAAGAAGAACAUGAUGAUCAAUGUCUAUUAAUGUUCGAUCGGUUUUACAUAUUAUGAUGAGAAUAUGUUUUGUCUUUGAUAUAUGGUUCUUGUUGAUUAUCACUCAUUAUAAUUAACUUCAUUUGUUUUAUUAA
Messenger RNA from Erigeron canadensis, 1271 nucleotides. Its product is annotated as abscisic acid receptor PYL4-like. The transcript has a single exon. Bases 242 to 865 code for a protein of 207 amino acids. The record is from RefSeq and is a predicted model, not a curated record. Gene Ontology annotation, cellular component: nucleus; cytoplasm. Gene Ontology annotation, molecular function: abscisic acid binding; protein phosphatase inhibitor activity; signaling receptor activity. Gene Ontology annotation, biological process: abscisic acid-activated signaling pathway. NCBI's taxonomy places the organism in Eukaryota, Viridiplantae, Streptophyta, Magnoliopsida, Asterales, Asteraceae.